Pyricularia grisea is the source of this 274-nucleotide messenger RNA. RefSeq lists its product as uncharacterized. The transcript is spliced from 2 exons. The record is from RefSeq and is a predicted model, not a curated record. The coding region runs from base 123 to 236 and encodes 37 amino acids. Lineage: Eukaryota; Fungi; Ascomycota; Sordariomycetes; Magnaporthales; Pyriculariaceae.
CAUUUUCGUAGCAUUAUGUACCGGUAUCGCAUAUGGUAUCAUGUAACACUUCCGAUUACUAACUCCACGGCCAAAGAUACAUUACCAAUUUAUGUAUAUAUACGCCUGAAAUAAACACGCAGAUGUGUUACCUGAGAAAAAGUGAAAGAGAUCCAGAGCACCAGGGACGGAGCACUACUACUGUAACACACCUGAAUCAUAAGUGGAAUAAAGACCAAAGUGCAUGCUAUCAAUAAUGAAGCGCAAAUAAGGGCCAAUAAGGACCGUGCCGUGC